AUUUUCAUAUGAUGCGCUUGGAAAAAUAUUUGUAAAGCCCAAUUAAAAGGAAGGCAGCAAGGGGAAGAGGAGCCUAGGUUUUCUUUAUUGGUAUUUUUUACACUAAAAAUUGGGAAUAUACUCAUCGACCCCGGCACCAAUUUAUCUUAUGUUGCAGUGAUUUCUUCUCAACUUCUUCAUCACCGAACUUGGAAGAUCCGUUGAUCAGCUAAAAGUUAAAAUUCCAGAAAAGCCAACCUAACAUACAUAACACAUGGGGAAAAAGAAAGCAAAUAAUCAAGGGCUCAAUGCAGCAUCUGGAUCACAACGACAAAUUUCCAUGAUGAUGGGGGAAGAGUCAACUGGGAAGAAACAGGGCAACGUGAAUGCGCAAUCCAUGUUGAAACUCGAUUACAUGAAGGAUAUUGCCAUAUGGGCAAGUGUAGAAGCAAAGAUUCCUCCGCUCGGUGCUUUGUAUGGCCGGCAGUUGGCUGCCUCCUAUGAAGCAUUGGGAAUUCCACCUGACCCUUCUCUUUUCUUUUGCGAAAGAUGUGAAUCUAUCCUCAAACCUGGUGAGAAUUGUACAGUCCGGAUUGAGAAGAACAAGGCAAAGACAAGGCAUAGACGCAAUAAAAUGAAGAUUUCCACACAGAAUAAUGUGGUUUACACAUGCCAUUUCUGUUCUCACCGAAAUAUUGUGAGAGGAACUCCAAAGGGCUAUAUGAAAGAGAUUUGUCCGCCAAAAGCUAAACAAUUUUCAAACUCCGAUCCUGCUAAAUCUGAAGUAGCAUCUACCAAUAUUGAGGCUAAUGAGGUGGACAAUACAGUUGGUUUACCUGUAGCAGCAGUUGUAGAGGGACCUAGCAUAAUUACUGAAGUAGGAUCUACCAAUAUUGAGGCUAAUGAGAUGGACAAUACAGUUGGUUUACCUGUAGCAGCAGCUGUAGAGGGUCCUAGUACAAGUAGCCCGGGAACUCCGUUGCCAAGUCUGGGUGUUUCAUUAUUGGAAUCAAUGAGGAGGAAAAGAAGUAGGUCAAGCAUAAAGAAAAUAUCUCAAACUGAAAAUAGUCUUGCUGAUGCUAAUGCUGAAAACAGUGUUAGUGCUUCGAAGAAGAGGAAGAGAAAAUCUUGGACAAGUCUGAAAGACAUUGUGGAGAGUAGCAAGAACGAUACUAACCAGAAGCUUACCAGCUUAACAAUUCCAUUUUGAUUAAUGUCAAUGGUUUGAAUGUGCUAAACAAUUCUAUUUUUAAUUUUAAUUAUGGUGAUGCCAGUGCGGUUUGAAUGCGUA
Messenger RNA from Olea europaea var. sylvestris, 1270 nucleotides. RefSeq lists its product as uncharacterized. The record is from RefSeq and is a predicted model, not a curated record. Gene Ontology annotation, biological process: RNA processing. The transcript has 3 exons. Lineage: Eukaryota; Viridiplantae; Streptophyta; Magnoliopsida; Lamiales; Oleaceae. Bases 254 to 1189 code for a protein of 311 amino acids.